Penicillium samsonianum is the source of this 456-nucleotide messenger RNA. RefSeq lists its product as uncharacterized. The transcript has 2 exons. NCBI's taxonomy places the organism in Eukaryota, Fungi, Ascomycota, Eurotiomycetes, Eurotiales, Aspergillaceae. The coding region runs from base 1 to 456 and encodes 151 amino acids. The record is from RefSeq and is a predicted model, not a curated record.
AUGGCUUCAGUGACGGCAAGAACAAAAGCUGGACAGAAAGCUUCAAACCUUGAUGCUGCUACUCUUUCAAUCAUCGGCGACUAUGACAUACAUUAUUCUUCAUCUGAGCAGCCUCACGCAGCGCAACAUACAAGCAGACUAGUCACCGUUGCUGGUCAGAUACAGCGGGAAGCACAACCAACCGAAUUUGAUCCCACCCUUGCACCGCACCCUUUGGUUAGCUAUCCUGUCUCCAACCCAGAUUGGUGGCAGAAAGCAUAUCGUCAAGUCCCGGCCUACCGCCCAGUCAAUAAGGACCUAGAUCGCGAGCAACGGCGGCAGAGCCCACUUUUCCAGGCUGUGGGCUUUUUCAUGAUUGCAGGAUGCUCUAUUAUUGCAAACUGGUCAUCGCUUUGGAGGAAUACGGCUGGGCAGCUGACUGAUUUUGGUGUUGGUAAAAUUGGUGGUGAAUUCUGA